GGGAUGGGGGUGGUGGGGUGGGUGGAAGGCGAGGAGAAGAGGCCCUCGGAGCAGACCGCGCUGGGUGCUCGGUGGGUCAUUGCCUUUGUGGGAGACCCCUCCGGGAUCGGCGUGUGAGGAGCAGAAGUAACCAGGUUCCCUCUCCGCGAUGGCCUCUGCACUGAGCUAUGUCUCCAAGUUCAAGUCCUUCGUGAUCUUGUUCCUCACCCCGAUCCUGCUGCUGCCACUCAUCAUUCUGAUGCCCGCCAAGUUUGUCAGGUGUGCCUACAUCAUCAUCAUCAUGGCCAUUUACUGGUGCACAGAAGUCAUCCCCCUGGCUGUCACCGCCCUCCUGCCUGCCUUGCUUUUCCCACUCUUCAAGAUUCUGGACUCCAAGCAGGUGAGCAUCCAGUACAUGAAGGAUACCAACAUGCUGUUCCUUGGCGGUCUCAUCGUGGCUGUGGCUGUGGAGCACUGGAACCUGCACAAGAGGAUUGCUCUGCGCACGCUCCUCUGGGUGGGGACCAAGCCUGCACAGCUGAUGCUGGGCUUUAUGGGCGCCACGGCCUUUCUCUCCAUGUGGAUCAGCAACACGGCCACCACGGCCAUGAUGGUGCCCAUCGUGGAGGCCGUGUUGCAGCAGAUGGAGGCCACGAGUGCAGCCACCGAGGCCAGCCUGGGGACCCUGGAGCUGGCAGAAAAGGGCAAGGCCGGCGAGCUGCCAGGGAACCAAGCAACUCUGGAAGGUCCCUCUGCGAGGCAGCAGGAGGUCAACAGGAAGAAAGUGUGCAAGGCCCUGACCCUGUGCAUAUGUUACUCGGCCAGCAUUGGAGGCACUGCCACUCUGACUGGGACCGGACCCAACGUGGUGCUCCUGGGCCAGAUGCAAGAGUUGUUUCCAGACAGCAAAGACAUCGUGAACUUCGCCUCCUGGUUCGGAUUCGCCUUCCCCAACAUGCUGAUCAUGCUCCUGCUCUCCUGGUUUUGGCUCCGCUUCAUGUACAUGAGAUUCGAUCUGUCCUGGGGCUGCAGCCUGGAAAAGAAGAGCGAGGAGAAGUCUGCGCACGAGGUGCUGUGGGCGGAGUACAGGAAGCUGGGGCCCCUCUCCUUCGCUGAGAUCAACGUCCUGCUCUGCUUCUUUCUGCUGGUCGGCCUGUGGUUCACCCGGGACCCCGGCUUCAUGCCCGGCUGGGUGUCGAUCGCCUGGGCAGAGGGAAAGACAAAGUACGCCUCCGAUGCCACCGUGGCCAUCUUUGUGGCCAUCUUGCUGUUCAUCAUGCCUUCGCAGAAGCCCAAGUUCAACUUCUGCAGCCAGACCGAGGAAGAAAGGAAAACUCCAUUCUAUCCACCCCCACUGCUGAAUUGGAAGGUGGCCCAGGAGAAAGUGCCCUGGGGGAUCGUGCUUCUCCUGGGGGGCGGCUUCGCUGUGGCUAAAGGAUGCGAGGCUUCGGGGCUAUCAGAAUGGAUGGGGAAGCAGAUGGAGCCCUUGCACACCGUGUCCCCGACAGCCAUCACCUUGAUCAUGUCCUCACUCAUUGCUGUGCUCACGGAGUGCACAAGCAACGUGGCCACCACCACCCUGUUCCUGCCCAUCUUUGCCUCCAUGUCACGUUCCAUUGGCCUCAACCCGCUGUACAUCAUGAUCCCCUGCACGCUGAGUUCAUCCUUUGCCUUCAUGUUGCCCGUGGCUACCCCGCCUAACGCCAUCGUGUUUUCCUAUGGACACCUCAAGGUUUCCGACAUGAUGAAAACAGGACUAAUAAUGAACGUCAUUGGAAUCACCUGUUCAUUUUUGGCCAUCAACACCUGGGGACGGGUCAUAUUUGACUUGGACCAAUUCCCUGCCUGGGCUAAUGUGACAGCACAUUGAGACUUUGGAAGAGUUGCAAGACCAUGCCCACGGCCCCCACCCUCCCAAGGACUCUUGAACCUUCCAGUAUGACUUGCCACAGAGCUUUGGGGUUCAUGUCCCAAAGUGACCCCAUGAUGCCCACACCCUAUGGAGACCCAGCCGACAGGCCAACUCUUCCUCCAGGCCUGGGGUCUCAGCUGGGGAUGGGCUUUGAGAGGGCAGGCUCCGAAGUGAAGGGAGCCUGCCGUGAGUCUGCUGGCGUCCAUCUUUGCUGGGGGCCUGCCAUCACCUCUGGGACGGUCAAGGUCCCGUCCCCACUCAGCCUCGAGCUGGCCCCCUGGGGCUGGGCUCUGGGAUUCAUUUGUCAUCCACAUGGGAAUCAGAUCCCAGCUUGGGAGGUGAGAAAACAACCUUCCAGGCCCCGUGCCUCUCCCAGCUGCCCUUAGGCUGCCUCGGAUCCCUCCUGGCACUAGGAGGGGUCAGCCCACAGCCCAGGGACGGAGUGUCAGGUCCUGGGCAGCUCCCCACUGCUAGAGUGAGAGUGGGAACGAGAGCCUCCUGGGACCACUGGGAGUAUGGUGCCACCACCGUACUCAAGGAUGAGGAACUUGAGUUGCUAACUUCCGGAUGACACCACCUGCUGCACCCCACUUGUAAUCUACUCGAUUGUAACUGACGAUUUAGACCCCCUCCCCAGCUCUGCAGGACACCUCCUCAGACCCCUUCGUGGUCUGCCUGACAUUUAUCGGGAUCCUCCCCAGCAGGUUAGUUUGGCUCUCCCAGAAGAUGCUUUCCUGCUCCAUGACAGCUGGGGUCACACUACAUAUGGGCAGUGGUCACACUACACAUGGGCUCCUCUGGGCCCAUAGCUGGAGACCGAGUCUGCCCUCACCUGCAGGUGCAGGGGGAUGGAUAGCUAUUAACUGCCAAGAGCAGGCUUCCUUCAGAGUCUGUCUGUCAGGCCAGAGUUUGGGCUUCUCUGGGGAAAGCUCCCUUUGCUGAUUGGCCUUGACAGCCAAGCCUGGUACUGGCAGGGCAUCACUGAGAACCAGCAGCGCCCAGUGGUCCCCGAGCAGAUAGCCCCUGCCCAUGCGUGCAUCUACCUGAAGUUGAGGGACCAAGACUCCAGAGUGGCCUGGGAACCCUCAGAACCUUGGGGAGAGAAGUGUGGGAGAGCCCUGUCCUCCUGCCCACCAACCCAAUUUUCUUUCCUUCCUGUGCUGCGCCAUUGAUGUUAUUUCUCAGAGCAGAAGAAAGUCUGGGAAACUAAGGACCCCCAUUCUCUCUCCUCGAGGACCAAGCUUAUACCACCUGAUUCCUUGGGGUGGGGUGACUCCUGACCAUCCUGUCUCCCAUGGAAGGUGCACCAGGCUGUCUCUGGCUUUCUGCCGUGUGCAGGACAGUGGGGUGGGGAGAGGCAGGUGGAUGAAUGAACACUUACACAUUGCCCACUUCCCGUGUGCCAGGCCUCCCCGUGCCCUGCUAAUGAUCUCAUUCAAUCUUUGCUGCAGCCUGUGAGAUAGGCAGGUGUUAUUAACCUCCUCUGUCUUCAUUAGUACUGGGGCUCAGAGAGGCCACAUCGUGUCCAGUAGUCACACAUCCAGUUAGUGGCAGCUGAGGUUCUGAUUCAGACCUGCCACCGUCAUGUCCACUGCUGCUUCCUCUAGCCAUUAAGGGCCUUGGCCUUGUAGGGCCUGUAGGGAAAUGUGGGUGACCAAGAGCAGGUCUACCCAAGGCCCUACCUGCUCAGGGAUCAUCCACAAGAGCCCCUUGCUGCUGCCUCCUCUGAGAUGGGCUCAGAGCUGUCCUGGAACAGACAGGGGUGGUCUUUGCCCAAAGAAGCAAAGCUUUUGGUUGGAGAGAGCAGCAUGGAAAUGGGCCACCUGCUCUCCCACCAGGGUGAAACCGUACCACCCCUUUAUCACUACUCCCCACACUGCUGCUGCUGACAUGUCUGCCCGCCCCCCUGCCCCCCCAGUGAGGGCUCUGAGGACUGGCACAGCCUGCUGGGUCCAGUGCCGGCACUACAGCAGGCCACCACAAGUGUGAUUAGUAAAUAAAUGAUCAGUAUGGUCAAUUAGAUGCACGCCUGGUGGUAAGUGAGCAAGGUCAGUGAAGGUCAUCCAAGGUGGGCAGUGAAGGAUGAGUAAGACUGGCCGAGCUGAUGGGGGAGGAUGUGGUGGCAUGGGGGAAAGGGUGGGGAGAUGCCAUAUGAUUGAGGAGUGAUAAAGCUGGGUGGUGCUUCAGGAGAGCAGAUUCCAAGGUUGAGGAGGCUGACCAAAGGCUGUUUCUAAACAGCUUCUCUUGAACUUGGCUGGAGUUGCACUAACACUUGUGGCCAGUGCCGAUCUGGAUUGCUUUCAGCUGCAAGUAAGAGGAAACCUAGCUAGCAGUGACUUAAAUUCUAAAGGCGGCAUUAGUCGCUCAGUUGUGGCCAACUCUUUGUGACCCUGUGGACUGCAGUGUGCCAGGCUGGCCUGUCCUUCACCAUCUCCUGGAGUUUGUUCAAACUCAUGUCCCUUGAGUUGAUGAUGCCAUCCUAUUAAGGGCAUUUUAUGUCUACUUAACAAGAAGUCUGGAGCUAGACAGUUACUGGCACAGGACCAGCAGCUCCCUUGGGCCACCAAAGACUCAGGCUUGACCAUCCACUCUGCCAUCUUAAGGAUACUGUGGCUUUACUGUCAUGCUCGACUCACACUAUAUACACCUGCAUUGAAGGCAAGGUACGGGAUGGGGGCUGAUAGUGCAUACUGCAUUUUCCCCUUUUAGUAGGAAAGCAAAAGUUUUCUCAGAAAGCCCCUAUAGUCCUCCUUUUAUGUCUUGUGGGCCAGAACUAAAUCAUCUGCCCACAUUGAGGCCAAUCACUGACAAAGGGGAACUGGAAUACCAUGAGACCAAUUAGGAUACAUCUUUUAGGCUUGGGAAAUUGGCCUAUGUUUCCUGAAAUCAAGCGAUAUCCACCUAAUAUGAAAUAUGAGUCUGGCAGGAGGAAAAAAAAAAAGGCUGGGAGCCCUUGGGUAGGUGAUAAACCAGGGUCUGGUAUUAUGACUCUUUCAGAGGGCUGCCCUCACUCCAGGCUACUUGAGUGGCCCCCUUUCCAUGGAAUUCAGUAGAAACACGUUCUGUAAGUGUUUGGUCAAGAAUUUCACCUCUGCCCCCACUUCCAGGAGAACCACUGGUUCAGGAGGCUAGAGUCUGAGUCAGGGACCAAGCUCAGUCCUGAUGUCAGAUACUGAAUAAGUAAGCCCACUCUCUGGGCCUCAGUUUCCAUCAGGGAGGGACUGGACGAGAGCAUCUGUCAGGAGGGCCUUUCCCCAGAGUCAUGUCAACCCUUAGCCCACUGACCCUUCACUUGCUUGGGCCAGGUGCAGCCCCAUGGUGUCUCAGCUUAAAGCCUGUUACAUGGCGCGUUCCCUGCCCCCAUCUGGGUCUCAGCCAUUUGCUGAAAAACUCUGAAAGAUUUCCCCCAUUGAUAUUUUGCCUCUUCCAUUUUGUCAAGAGGUUCAACCCAAGACCCUUGAUUUGUCUCAGCACACAUCAGACAUAUGGGCCCAAGGUGAGCUGAAAACAUAUCUUGACCCUAUGUGUUGCUCUCUGAACUGUUUUGCCAAGCACUUAGGACUCCACAAGGAUCCUAUGCAUUCCAGGGUUCCUUGUUGGAUCCUGGAAUUGGGAUCCUUCCCUGGCCCUCUGAGCUGAGAACUUCCUUAGGGCCUCCUCUGGCAAAGCCAGUGAGCAGGGCAUCUCCCUGGCAGGUGAAGUCUCCUCCCUACCAUCGCUAAUGCACAAAAAUUAUGGAUAAUGAAGCUGUUGCUCUGCAGGGAGUCAGCACAGUGGCACAGAGUCCAGUUCUCAAAAAGAAUACAGACAUUCUCAGGUAGGACCCUUGAUAUAUUCUUGUUUGUGGAAAUAAAGACCAAACACUGGAUUGUCUGGUUAAAAACUACACCUGGCAGUCCUAUUCUUAGCUCAGAACUCCUUCUAGGGUACUCUCUCCCUUGGUCCAAUAUCAUCUUAAAAGCCUUGUUUUCUUUCCACCAAUGAAGCAUUUUUUCACGUUCAAAAAAAAUUUCAUCAAGAUAAAUCUUUCAUGUCAUGGGAUGGGUUUUUAUAUUCUUCAACAGAAAGCUUAUCAUUUAUGGCUGAAAUCCUUGUGCCCAGAUAGUUAGAUACUUGGUUUAUUUCCCGUGGUGUCCUGACCCAGGAUUCAGGUUCUCACUUCCCUGCCCUGGGCAGGCCUUCCAGAAGCUUCUCUGAUAGGCUUGUGCACAUGCCGACUUCCACUUUCAGAGACACAGGCCUCCCACUGCUGGGCAGUAUCAGAGCAGCAGUUUUGUCUCUGCUUCCAGCUACCAGAGAAAGCUUCCCUGGUGGCUCAGAGGUAAAGAAUCAGCCUGCAAUGCAGAAGACCCGGGUUUAAUCCCUGGAUCAAGAAGAUCCCAUGGAGGAGGGCAUGGCAACCCACUACAGCAUUCUUGCCUGGAGAAGUCCCUGGACAGAGGAGCCUGGCAGGCUGCAGUCCUAGACUUGCAAAGACCUGGACACGACUGAGUGACUAACGCACAGACAUUUUUUCAGCUACCAAGGGUAGAGAAAUAUGACAUCCCAACCUCCGGAGAGCCUAUUAUCCAAUCAAGAAAUUUUAGCUAGUUUUUAUAUCUAAAAAGUUAUCAUGAACACAGUGAAAAAGAAAUUCCAACAGGUAAAAAAAGCACUGAGAUAUGCCCCUCCCCUUCAGACCUUGGGGCCUCCAGGCCCUUCCAGAAAGGCAACACUUGUCCAGCAGUUUCUUACAUGUCCUUCCAGACGUGUUAUAUACACAGUUAGCUCUCGAGGGUUGGCUCCAGGAUCCCCAGGGUACCAAAAUCUGCAGAUGCUCCAGUCCCUUAUAUUAAAUGGCCUAGCUCGGUCAGCCCUCCAUGUCCGUGGUCCUGCAUGGUAGUUCUUCCUUCUGGGAGCGUACUAUACGCAUCUUCUGUCCUUGUUGACAUUCCUCCCCGUUAAUUGAUUUGGAGAUCUUUCCAUUCAGCACGUAUGAAGUUAGACUCCCCCUCCCUCAUUCAAUAGUUAAUUUUGCUUUUAUUUUUUAAAAUUAUUAUCAUUUGACCGCUCCCUGCAGCUUGUGGAAUCCUAGUUCCCUGACCAGGGAUUGAAUCCAGAACCCUGGCAGAGAAAGCACCGAGUCGUAACCACUAGACCACCAGGGAAUUCCCAGUUUUGAUUUUAAAGUAAGAUAAAAUGAGAUGUGACUCACACAGAUCUGAAGUGUACAAUUCAGGGAUUGUAUACACUGUAUACAACACGUAAGCAGUACCUUAUUUCCAUUUCCGAAUGCCCUUAAGUUUCUCUUGCCCCUUCUAGGAAUCCGCACCUUCCUGAGGCAAUCAUUGUUAUGAUUUCUAUCACCAUGGGUUGGUUUUGCCUGUUGAAAUUCACAUCAAUGGAAUCAUACAGUACACACUCUGGUGUCUGAUUUAUUUUGUGCAACACAUCGCUUUAGAAAUUCAUUCCUGUUGUGUGUAUGCAUUCCUUCCUUUCUUUGUUGUGCUAAGUAGUUUCUCAUUGUAUGACUAUGCCACAAUUUGUUUAUUUUUCUCUGAUGGACAUUAGUUUAGCUCCAAUUGAAGACUACCUGAAUAAAGCUGUUAUAAAAUUCUCUGCACAAA
Cervus elaphus (red deer) is the source of this 7497-nucleotide messenger RNA. It is a transcript of the gene SLC13A5, whose product is annotated as solute carrier family 13 member 5. Gene Ontology annotation, molecular function: citrate transmembrane transporter activity; sodium:dicarboxylate symporter activity; succinate transmembrane transporter activity. Bases 149 to 1849 code for a protein of 566 amino acids. Gene Ontology annotation, biological process: citrate transport; monoatomic anion transmembrane transport. The transcript is spliced from 13 exons. The record is from RefSeq and is a predicted model, not a curated record. Lineage: Eukaryota; Metazoa; Chordata; Mammalia; Artiodactyla; Cervidae. Gene Ontology annotation, cellular component: membrane.